This is a messenger RNA of Dermochelys coriacea (leatherback sea turtle), 938 nucleotides long. RefSeq names its product phospholipase D family member 6 (gene PLD6). The transcript has 2 exons. NCBI's taxonomy places the organism in Eukaryota, Metazoa, Chordata, Testudines, Dermochelyidae. Gene Ontology annotation, molecular function: RNA endonuclease activity producing 5'-phosphomonoesters, hydrolytic mechanism. Gene Ontology annotation, biological process: piRNA processing. The coding region runs from base 9 to 674 and encodes 221 amino acids. Gene Ontology annotation, cellular component: mitochondrion. The record is from RefSeq and is a predicted model, not a curated record.
CGCGAGCCAUGCGGCCGGGCCUCGAGGCGUUGCCGGGGCGCUGGGCGGGCGGCGCGGCCCUGGCGCUCGGGCUGGCGCUGCUGGUGCGCGGGUGGCGGCGGCGGCGGCCGGCCCCGCGGCGCGAGGUGCUCUUCUUCCCGUCGCCGGCCACCUGCCCCGCGGCGCUGCUGGGCGAGCCGGGCCCCGCGCCCUGCCCCUGCCCCUGCCCCUGCCCGCUGCCGCACGGCGACAGCCCGCUCGCCCGCCUGCUGCGCCGCCUGCUCUCGGCGCGCCGCUCGCUGGAGCUCUGCCUCUUCGCCUUCUCCAGCCCGCCGCUGGGCCGCGCCGUGCAGCUGCUGCACCGCCGGGGCGUGCGCGUGCGCCUCGUCACCGACUCCGGCUCCAUGGGGCUCACCGGCUCGCAGAUCGGCCGCCUGCGGCAGGCGGGUAUUCAGGUGCGUCACGACCAGGAGAGUGGCUACAUGCACCACAAAUUUGCUAUUGUGGACAAAAAGAUGCUCAUCACUGGUUCCCUCAACUGGACCACUCAAGCUAUCCAGAGCAACCGUGAGAACGUGCUGAUUGUGGAGGAUGCGGAGUACGUGGAGCCAUUCCUGGCCGAGUUUGAAAGGAUGUGGGAAGAGUACAAUCCAGCUAAUUAUACAUUUUUCCCCAACAAAAAGGAACAGAAAUGACAGCAGCUUUUAGGAGCUGAAAGGGUCCUUGACAAAUAGCAUUUUUCUAGCAAGCUUCUUUGUAUUUAAUUUUGUUAUAGCUACAAGGACUAUAGCAUCAUACAAGGGUGAAGAGUUCUCUACUCUUCAGUGAAAAGCUCAGUGUGUACUAAAUGAAAGUGCAUCACUCUAAACUUCUUGGUAAGUAGUGAUACAGUAGAAGGGCCAGCACAUUACAGCUGAUAUGCUGGAGCUCAAAAGAUAAUGGCCACUGCCAUGCACUGG